Molecule: messenger RNA, 1496 nt
Organism: Rattus norvegicus (Norway rat)
Lineage: Eukaryota; Metazoa; Chordata; Mammalia; Rodentia; Muridae
Source: RefSeq, a predicted model, not a curated record
UUUAGAGUCUUGAUGCUAUCUACAGUUUGAAGUCUCCUUCCGCGAGACCACUAUAACCAUCCAGGAGGAGACUCUGCCCCUCCCCCUUCUUGGAGCGUGACCCACCCUCCCUUCUCGAUUGAGCCUUGUGGAUACUGGUCCGUUGGUGCGAAACGAUGGAAGAAAACUCUAAUAAACUGGUGCCCAAACAGGAAAACAGUCGCCGCAGCUUGGAUAGAUCCAGCCCGUACGGAGAUGUUCGUCAACUAUGGAGCACGGCCACGCUGUCCACAACGAACGCGUCGGUAUCCGGCGUCUGCGAGGACUUCGACGAAGAGGGCAAAUCUGUAAGCAAGCUUCGCAAGCACAGCCAGGCCAUUUCUAUUACGGAAGCCCUGAACCUCGAGCCAGAGGAGAUCCAGCAGCAAGCACGUCUAGAGCUUGAACAGUACCAUAGCAGAUCCUUGGAGCGUGAGAUCGAAGAGAAUUUCUUAGCAACAUCUUCAGAAUCAGAAGUCAGUCUAUCAAAGCCGCAUCGAGCCUACUGGAUAGAGCAGCAGAACAGGCUGCCCCUGCCUCUGAUGGAUAUCAUGGAGACGGAAGUUCUGGACAUCCUCAAGAAAGCCCUCAGUAGUGAGCAUGCCCUACCCCAGCUUCCACAAAAGAUCUUGGUGGCUUUGGCAGGGCUUGGGGCUGUGGAGUUUCAGGAUAUAUAUGUUUUGUCAGAUCCCCUCAGCACUCACAAAUACUCCAAGGACACCCUAAAAAUUAAAAGUCAAGAGACUAGGCGCAGGCAGAUUCAAUGGAGUGAGUGACUCAGAGGACUUAAAAUAAGCUCCUUUCUAGCAAGUCUGUUCUUUCCGCUUGUCCAAUGGAGUGACCGCCUUUGUGUAGCUUUGCUCCACUCCCAGGCGGGGGAGCUGUGACACAUCUGGAUUAUUUGGGCAAAUGUACCGGCUAUUGGAUUAUCUGGAUAACCUUCUGUUCAUGAUAUAUAUGAGCAUAUAGCAGGAAGAAAGGGCCAGAUAACUAGUUCCGAGUAAGUGGCCCAAGAGGGAACUGGCUCUUACUGCACCUGUCUAGGCUCGCAGCAACUUUUUCAGCCUUUUCCCCCUCCAUUCUUCACAUCACACCUAGGAGAUGCAAAAUCCCCCAAACUACCACAAGAUCCAAAUCUAGCACUAACUGCCACAUCACAUCAGCUGUGGUUCCUCAAAUGGGAGGAACCCUCUGCCCUUGCUCAUGGCCCUACGCUCAGCUCUGCCCUCUUCCUAGCAUAUAGGUCCACGAUUGGCAGGAGCCACUUCAUGACUAAAGAGCUGCAGGGAUACAUCGAAGGGAUGAAGAAGCGCCGGAACAAGAGGCUGUACUGUUUGUCUCAGUGAACCUCCAGCUCAAGUGGCCGACGAGACGUCCUCCCCAUGUCCUUUCCGUCCCUCGAACCCAAGCUCGAACCCAAGCUCGAACCCAUCUGCAUGAAAUUUGAAUCAUAGAGAAAUUAAAGAGUCUAUGCAUGG